AUGGGUCAGUCCUGUCCCAGUCCUGGUCUUGACGUGUGUGUCUUGCAGCGGCCGGUGAACGAUGAGAAGUCUCCGGUGGGUCCUUGGCUCCUCGCGCUCUUCGUCUUUGUGGUUUGUGGAUCAGCCAUCUUCCAGAUCAUUCAGAGCAUCCGACAGGGCAUGUGAUCGACCAAUGAGAGCGCAGCACCGCCCCCGCUCACCUGGACUCACCUGGACAGAACAUGUGACCUGCUCCGGCCAAUGAGAGCGCACACACACAAACCAUACACACACACAAGCACACACACUCAAACACACACACACACACAAAGAGCCUCGUGAAGCUGGGACUCUGAGCCUUUCACGACAUGUCUUACCUCCUCGUUUCCUCUCUCCUCAUCUCUAUCCUCCUCACUCGUCUCCUCUGCCCUCGUCUCCUCUGCCCUCGUCUCCUCUGUCCUCGUCUCCUCGGUUUUAAAGAGCACUGUAGUCUUUGAGCUCUCCUCUGUCUGGAGUUUUCGGUUUAUUUUCUUCUGGUUUGUGCUUCAACGUUUCUUUUUCUUUCAUUCUUGGGCCUUUUCCACACGAAACAGAAACUGGCACAGAGUUCGACGUCUUUUCAAACUUUAUGGAAUAUUUACAUUUAUUAUUAUGAUUUUUUUUUUUUUUACGUUUCUAAUAUUAAACAUUUUGCCUGGUUUAUCUGAAAUUUAGGCUUUUAAAAGUGAACGCUCUGCUCUGAUUGGCCCGUCUCCUCUCUCCUCUCCUCUGAUUGGCCCGUCCCCUCUCUCCUCUCCUCUGAUUGGCCCCUCCCCUCUCUCCUCUCCUCUGAUUGGCCCGUCCCCUCUCUCCUCUCCUCUGAUUGGCCCGUCCCCUCUCUCCUCUCCUCUGAUUGGCCCGUCCCCUCUCUCCUCUCCUCUGAUUGGCCCCUCGCCUCUCUCCUCUCCUCUGAUUGGCCCCUGCCCUCUCUCCUCUCCUCUGAUUGGUUUCUCUGAUCAUGUUGUUUUGUUUUAACUUUUGUUUUUGUGAAUCUCAGAAGAAAAAAAAAUCAAAUUUUUAACUUUUGCUGAAGAUGAGAUUAUAACUGUUUUAAUAAACCACUAAAACGAAAAA
This is a messenger RNA of Boleophthalmus pectinirostris (great blue-spotted mudskipper), 1092 nucleotides long. Its product is annotated as stress-associated endoplasmic reticulum protein 2-like. The record is from RefSeq and is a predicted model, not a curated record. Gene Ontology annotation, cellular component: endoplasmic reticulum. The coding region runs from base 1 to 165 and encodes 54 amino acids. Gene Ontology annotation, biological process: endoplasmic reticulum unfolded protein response. The transcript is spliced from 3 exons. Lineage: Eukaryota; Metazoa; Chordata; Actinopteri; Gobiiformes; Gobiidae.